AUGGGCGAGCUGGAGGAACUGUACGAGCAGUUACAGCAGCUGAGGAGCCAUCUCCCUGGAUUGAUGCAAUUGCUUGCCACAUUCGAGGACGAUAAGACGAACCGGCAAGUGUUUUACGAGGUGGCCCGCAGCGUGGAGAGAUGGCGGUCGGCAGCUAUUUCGUUCAAUCAGAGGUACGCAGAUCUAAAGAAGCGGGGCGUUCUCCAGGACAACGUGCAGCCAGCACAAUUAUCUCCUGAGCUAAACAACGAUUUCGACUAUGGGUUUUCUAACGACUUCGGAGUCGACGGGUUGGGCGUGGACUACAACCUCGGCAGCGAUAUGCUCGAUGAAGGAAUCGGCGGCGACCCUCUUGUUGACGAGUUCCUUGAUAUUUAA
Wickerhamiella sorbophila is the source of this 378-nucleotide messenger RNA. RefSeq lists its product as hypothetical. Bases 1 to 378 code for a protein of 125 amino acids. The record is from RefSeq and is a predicted model, not a curated record. NCBI's taxonomy places the organism in Eukaryota, Fungi, Ascomycota, Dipodascomycetes, Dipodascales, Trichomonascaceae. The transcript has a single exon.